UUUGAGUGGACUCUCUCUCUCUCUCUCUCUCUUUCUUUAGGGUUUGUUUGCCUACUCUCUCUUCAUCCCUCUUACUGUUGCUACAGAUUACAAUGAGGAAACCUUGUUGUGAGAAGAAAGAGACUAACAAAGGAGCAUGGACAAAGCAAGAAGACCAAAAGCUCAUUGAUUAUAUCCAAAAACAUGGAGAAGGUUGCUGGCGUUCUCUUCCUGAAGCUGCAGGAUUGCUUCGUUGCGGCAAAAGUUGUCGAUUAAGAUGGGUAAACUAUCUAAGACCAGACCUUAAACGUGGUAACUUUGGUGAAGACGAAGAGGACCUUAUCAUCAAGCUCCAUGCACUUCUUGGAAACAGGUGGUCAUUAAUUGCUGGAAGAUUGCCAGGCCGGACAGACAAUGAAGUGAAGAAUUACUGGAACACUCAUCUGAAAAGAAAACUAGUUCGGAAGGGAAUUGACCCCAACAAUCAUCGUUUGGGACUCAUACGGCCUACCAAAUCUUUUGUCUCAAAUAACCAUUCAUGUAAAGAAGUAAACUCUCAAGCAGAUAACUUUCCAGUCUUGAACUCUAGUACAAGUGGCCCAGUGAGCAACAUUAGCAGCUUCCCUGACCUGAAUCUUGAUCUCACUAUAGGCCUUCCAAUUAUGUAGCUAUUCGUGUCAAGUGGGGUACUGAACACUUUGCAUUUCCCAAAACUAAUAGAGGAGCACAUUGCUCAGUAAAACUAGUGAAAGUAAGCCUUUGUCUUAAUGUGAAAGAGUUAGUUUCUUUGUGCAAUUUAGAACAAGCUAGGAAUUUGUUUGUAUGUCCAAAAAAAGAAAAAGAACCUCAGAACCACUCAAACCUAGGAUAAGAUAAGAUAGUCAGUCUCAGAUGAUAUUUAUCUUAAAUGUUGCAUUUUUUUUUUUAAUAGUAAAAAAUUGUGGCGGUUCGUCUGUGCCUGAUUAACUUC
Messenger RNA from Quercus robur (English oak), 949 nucleotides. RefSeq names its product MYB-like transcription factor 4. The transcript is spliced from 3 exons. NCBI's taxonomy places the organism in Eukaryota, Viridiplantae, Streptophyta, Magnoliopsida, Fagales, Fagaceae. The coding region runs from base 93 to 647 and encodes 184 amino acids. The record is from RefSeq and is a predicted model, not a curated record.